GUCAAGCUGUGAUUGGUUGCCAUCAGCAGUAGCGCCUUAGAGACUAGUGUUGCUUCCUGUAACUGUGCGCCGGCAACGAGAGAGCAGAGGCACAAAGAUGGAGAUAAUUGGCGCCGUCCACCUUGUUUUUAGGACCCUGCUGUUUCUGCUGCUGUGGUCAAAAUGUGAAGGGGGAGAGUCGGAGAUGAACCACGUGACCUGCGGCUCACUGGUCAAACUGCUGAACACCAGACACAACGUCCGGCUGCACUCGCACGAUGUCAAGUACGGCUCAGGCAGUGGACAGCAGUCUGUAACUGGAGUGGAGAACGCAGACGAUGCCAACAGUUACUGGCAGAUACGUGGGAAGCCCAACCGUCCAUGUCAGCGUGGGACGUCCAUCAGGUGUGGGCAGGCCAUCCGCAUCAUGCACAUGAAGACCAGUCGAAACCUGCACACUCACCGCUUCAGCUCGCCCCUGUCUAAUAACCAGGAGGUCAGCGCCUUUGGAGAGAACGGCGAGGGCGAUGACCUGGACACGUGGACGGUGCAGUGCGAUGGGGACCACUGGGAGCGCGACGAGGAGGUGCGCUUCAAGCACGUGGGCACCAACGUGUUCCUGAGCGUGACCGGCGAGCAGUACGGCCACCCCAUCCGAGGCCAGCGAGAGGUGCACGGCAUGAGCUCCGCUAACCAGCACAACUGGUGGCGCUCCAUGGAGGGCGUCUUCAUCCAGCCCAGCCAGGUGCCGCUGCGCCACGACGAGCUGUGACGUGCUCGCUGGGAGACGCCGAGCAGGGGCAGCCUGUUGUUUUUUAGCUCUCUUUGACCAAAUGACGUCAUGUUUGGAUGACGGACUUCUCUCUGUACAUGUGAAACACUCAGGUGGUCUGAGGUGGGAAGGAUUUACUUAUUUUAUACAAUGGUUACAUACAAAGUUAUGUCAUGUGGUCAUUACGUUUUCUCCUUUUGAGAAUUGCAUGAGGGAGAGAAUAUUUAUUAUGAGAAAAAAAAUCUUUGCGAAUAUUACAGACCCAAAUUCCCUGUUAAUUUCAAUUUUCACCUCAAAACUAAUUCUAAAUGUCGGUCAUCAUGCAUAGUGCUGAACAUUAUCUGCUGCUUCUCUUGUAAGUCAUUGCAAUUGAAAGUUUGCACUGAGGUGUCUCAUCUUGCUGUCUUACAAUCUGGUGAUCUUCAAAUGUAUAGCUCUCACAUGGGCUGCUGAACAGGUGGAUGCAUCCGCCAAUCAAACGCGAGGACAAGAAGCGUUUAGCUGGCCGUUGAAAUGCUUUUGCCAACAUUUUGCAGGGUUUUGAAAAUAUUAUCAAUCACAUAAUGGCUGAGAACACUUGUGUGUUAUUGAGUGAUUUAAUUGAAGAAAUGUUCUGAUUGACAGGAGGUGUGAGUGUACAGGAGAAAUAAACCCACUGAGUCAUCAACUGGAAA
Molecule: messenger RNA, 1425 nt
Organism: Pungitius pungitius (ninespine stickleback)
Lineage: Eukaryota; Metazoa; Chordata; Actinopteri; Perciformes; Gasterosteidae
Gene: sdf2l1
Product: stromal cell-derived factor 2-like 1
Exons: 3
Coding region: 98-751 (217 amino acids)
Source: RefSeq, a predicted model, not a curated record